Molecule: messenger RNA, 1713 nt
Organism: Adineta ricciae
Lineage: Eukaryota; Metazoa; Rotifera; Eurotatoria; Adinetida; Adinetidae
Source: the annotation of a GenBank genome assembly
AUGCGUCUACGCGAUUUGUUUCGUGGACCGUCAAGUACUGAUCGAAAAUCAACUCUAUCGCUUGUUCCAAGCUUAGAUGCAAAUACGUUCGUGAAUGCUGCUCAAGACAAAGAUACCGAUUCAUUGCACAAAUAUUUGCUGACAGAGCAACGAGAUCAUAUUUCAGGUUUCCCACCAGACCAACCAGAUCCUUCCACAAAAGCAACAGCUUUACAUGUUGCGGUUGAAUCAGCUAAUCUACGCGCUAUUCAAAUGUUACUUCAAGCCGGUGCACAAAUCAAUGUAACUGAUAUAAGUUCAUCAACGCCACUUCAUAUUGCAGCUUAUAUGGGCUAUGAAGAAGUUGUACAGAUACUUUUAUCACACGGUGCUGAUAUGUUUAAACACGAUAAUACAGGUCGAAACGCAUUUCAUCUGGCUGUAUCAACAGGAAAUCUUCGAUUAGUUCAACAUUUUCUAACUACACAAGAUCCCGAACAGACAAUUCUGCACAAACCCGAUGCUCAAAAUUGGACACCGCUGAUGUGCGCCUGUGCUAGCAAUCAACCAGCAAUAUGCGCAUUUCUGCUCUCUCAUCAUGCGGACCUCUGUGCAAUCAAUGAUCGACAUAUGACAGCAUUACACAUUGCUGCUUUUCUCGGUUCAUUGCCAGUUCUUCAAGAACUUCUCACAUCAUCUAAUGAUGACAACACAUUGCAAGCACUUAAUCAAGGUGAUCAUCGAAAUCAAACUCCAUUAUUUUAUGCUUGCAUCGAAGGUCAUCUCGAUAUUGCAUUAGUACUAAUUCGUGCUGGUGCAAAUGCUUAUCAUUUAGAUAAUGAAGAUCAAACAUGUUUACAUGCUAUGCUAUCAUCAACAAUCGUAUUAAAACGACAUAUAUGUUUAUUUUAUCGUUUUAUACAAUUUGUUGAUUAUCGUGAGCAUCAGGAUUAUCUCGGACGAACUUUACUAGAUUUGGCUUAUUUGAAUCAAUUGAACACGAUCAUCUAUCUGUUGAAUAUGUUGAAUUACAAAACGAAUGCUAAUGUUGUUUUCAUUAGUGAACAGACGGAAAAUCGUCUGUGUUGUCAUGAUAAUCAAGUCCUUUCUCUACGUCAGCUUUGCAUUCUUCGUUUUAAGAAUUCGGUAGUUUAUCAUCGAAACCAACGACAACCUACGCAACAUGAUUUACUCGAGAAAGGUUUGCAGGAAAUCUUUCAGAUAAGUUCAACGAUCGAUUUACCCAGUUUGCAAGAAACAAAUUCAAUCGAACUUCCCGUCGGUAAAUCGCUAGACGACAUCUCACUUCUCCAGCAGCAACAAUCAACUAAAUAUCAGAAGAGUUCGAAAACAAUCAAAAAUCCUGAGAAAAAAAUGAGGAAAACAUCAACGAUCUUUUCAACGACAUCAUCAUCGACAAACAAAUGGGCGUCACAAGUUGAUUUGCAACAUUCACAUUCAACAUGGUCAGUGCUAACACAUAAAUUCAAGGGUCAACGAACACUUCCACCAUUAAUCAAUCCAAAUCAAGCACUAACAGAACAAUCAGCAGAUCCAUUGCAAUCAUUGCCUGCACAUCAGAUGAAAAGUUUAGCUUUGAAAAUGUUAACAUCACCAAUGAAACUAGACGAACUACUGGAUUUUCCUUCGUUGAAUAGCAGUCAUUUGCUGGAUGAUGAUUUACGACUGUCGAUGAAAACUUAUAAAUUAUUAGAUAUAAACGCAUCGAAUUAA